GAGGCGCAGGAGACGCGGGAGCCAAUGGGCACGCUCGGGGGAGCCGGGCUGGCGGCGGCGGUGGCGGCCAGCCGGCCGCGCACUCUCGGGAUGGAGGGCGAGCGCCGGGCAUCUCAGGCGCGCUCCUCGGGCCUCCCGGCCGGGGGCGCCGACGGGGACAGCCCGGGGGGCAGCGCCCCCUUCCCGGGCAGCAGCGGCUCUUCCGCCCUGUUGCAGGCGGAGGUGCUGGAUCUGGAGGAGGACGAGGACGACCUGGAGGUGUUCAGCAAGGAUGCCUCAUUGAUGGACAUGAACUCCUUCAGCCCUAUGAUGCCAACGUCCCCUUUAUCAAUGAUAAACCAAAUCAAGUUUGAGGAUGAACCAGAUUUAAAGGAUCUCUUUAUCACAGUUGAUGAACCUGAAAGUCACGUUACUACAAUAGAAACUUUCAUUACCUAUAGGAUUAUUACUAAGACAUCUCGUGGGGAAUUUGACUCCAGUGAAUUUGAAGUUAGGAGACGGUAUCAAGAUUUCCUUUGGUUGAAGGGGAAACUGGAAGAAGCACACCCCACUCUGAUUAUUCCACCAUUGCCAGAAAAGUUUAUAGUAAAAGGAAUGGUGGAACGCUUUAAUGAUGACUUCAUUGAGACACGCAGGAAGGCUUUACAUAAAUUUUUGAACCGAAUUGCUGAUCAUCCAACUUUAACAUUUAAUGAAGACUUCAAAAUUUUUCUCACUGCACAAGCUUGGGAACUCUCUUCUCACAAGAAGCAAGGUCCUGGAUUGCUAAGCAGGAUGGGGCAAACAGUCAGAGCUGUUGCAUCCUCAAUGAGAGGAGUUAAAAACCGCCCAGAGGAGUUCAUGGAAAUGAAUAACUUUAUUGAACUGUUUAGCCAGAAAAUAAAUUUGAUAGAUAAAAUAUCUCAGAGAAUUUAUAAGGAAGAAAGGGAAUAUUUUGAUGAAAUGAAAGAAUAUGGCCCCAUUCAUAUUCUGUGGUCAGCGUCAGAAGAGGAUCUGGUUGAUACUCUAAAGGAUGUUGCCAGCUGCAUUGACAGAUGCUGUAAGGCCACUGAAAAGCGGAUGUCUGGACUCUCAGAGGCCCUGCUUCCUGUUGUACAUGAGUACGUGCUUUAUAGUGAAAUGUUAAUGGGUGUUAUGAAAAGAAGAGACCAAAUACAAGCAGAACUGGAUUCCAAAGUUGAAGCUUUGACCUAUAAAAAGACAGAUACUGAUCUGCUUCCAGAGGAGAUUGGAAAACUUGAAGAUAAAAUGGAAUGCGCUAAUAAUGCCCUGAAAGCAGAUUGGGAAAGAUGGAAACAAAAUAUGCAAAAUGAUAUCAAGUUAGCAUUUACAGAUAUGGCUGAGGAGAAUAUCCAUUAUUAUGAACAGUGCCUUGCUACGUGGGAAUCAUUCCUUACAUCACAGACCAACCUCCACUUGGAAGAAACCUCUGAAGAUAAACCUUAAUCCCAUUGAGGACUUCUGUUUGAUCUUUGGGAGACAGCAUUUAUUAACCAAAGUUAUUCUUUCUGGAUCUGCCAUGUCCCUUAUAAAGUGGAUGAAAAAUGUUUUGUACUAUCUGGAAAACCAACAACUUGAAACCUCAGGUAUUCCAGGUCACUGACAUGAAUUUGAAGAUAUAUCUAUCUGUAUGAAUGUAUAUCUAUAUGUAUAUAGAUAUAGAAAUACAGAGAGAGAUCUGGCUUGGUUUUAAUUAUGUUCUUAAAUUUGUGUGCCAAUAAUUGCAUAUAGAUUUUUUUUCUUAAAUAUUUGACUGUGGAACAUGCCAUUUUAAAUAUGUUGUAAGGACUGUUUUAAUAAAAAGUUUAGUAUGAA
Molecule: messenger RNA, 1815 nt
Organism: Rhinopithecus roxellana (golden snub-nosed monkey)
Lineage: Eukaryota; Metazoa; Chordata; Mammalia; Primates; Cercopithecidae
Gene: SNX7
Product: sorting nexin 7
Exons: 9
Coding region: 25-1446 (473 amino acids)
Molecular function (GO): phosphatidylinositol binding
Source: RefSeq, a predicted model, not a curated record